AUGCACACGGACCCGGGAGAGGCGAAGCUGAGGACGACUGUGCGGGGCGGGGGGAAUGGAGGGGGUGGGGACAGCGCGACCACCUGGGAAUGGGAAAUGGCCCUCAGGGUGGCAGGGGCGGCGCGACCCGCCUGCUGCGCACAGCUCAACCCAAGACCGCAGGCGCCGCGGAUUCCGCGUGGGGGUGGCUCCUGCACCUGCACCAGCUCCUGCAAAUGCAAAGAGUGCAAAUGCACCUCCUGCAAGACGAGCUGCUGCUCCUGCUGCCCCGUGGGCUGUGCCAAGUGUGCCCAGGGAUGUGUUUGCAAAGGGACACUGACAAGUGCAGCUGCUGCUCCUGAUGUAGGGAAAGCUCUGUUCCCAGAAGUAGAAAGUGUACAAACCUGGAAUUGUUUUCCAUACAACCCUGACCCAUUAGUACAUUUGGGUUUUUAAAAAUAAAAUAUGUUAAUGAUAAUAAAAGUUGACUUUA
Molecule: messenger RNA, 472 nt
Organism: Gorilla gorilla gorilla (western lowland gorilla)
Lineage: Eukaryota; Metazoa; Chordata; Mammalia; Primates; Hominidae
Exons: 4
Coding region: 1-435 (144 amino acids)
Biological process (GO): intracellular zinc ion homeostasis; cellular response to copper ion; cellular response to zinc ion
Cellular component (GO): nucleus; cytoplasm
Molecular function (GO): metal ion binding
Source: RefSeq, a predicted model, not a curated record